AUUUAUAUUAAUUAAGUAGUACAGCCAAAAUUCAAUUCUCCUAUAUAGCACAUUUCGGAAGGUCAAAAAAAACAUGGCAAAUAUGAAUAUAGACGAUUGUGACUUUGUAUUUGAUUUUGACGUAGAAUAUGGUAACAAUCUUUCAAACAAUAAAUAUAUAGAUUAUAUGGAAUCUGACGUUAAAGAGACUUAUAAUCAGAUUCGGCAGGAUUUUUUAAGCAUCGCUAAAAGUUUGAAUUCUAUUAUCCAAAAAGAAGGUUACAACUAUAAUCUAUCAAUAUUAACGCAUCUAGAUAAUUUGGUUUGCUUUUACAAGAGAGAACCUUACAGGAAUAUUCAUAAAUAUAAAAGAAAAUUAAUAAUAAGGGCUUUGGCUAUUGAUUAUAUUGAUAGUAAUUUCUUAAUUACUUUAAUUAAGUUAUUAGAAAAUAUGAAAGAAGAUAAAAGUAUGUCAAAAGAGGAGAAAAAUGGAAACAAUUCGAUGUAUUCAAGGAUUUUUAAUAUUUUGACAAGAUUUGCUCAUUUAAGCAAUGAAUUUUCAAAAACAUUGGUGGUCAUAAGCGACUUCAUUGAUUUUCUUUUAGAUCAACUUGAGAAAUAUUCCCUAAUCAUAACUGACAGCAAAAAGGCUAAAAAGAUUAAACUGCAAAAGGAAGUUUCUAGUACAAUGUCUUUAAUAUAUAAUAUUAUCCGAUACGAUGACUGCAAAAGUUAUUUUAUUGAUAAUACUCGUUUUGUGGAUAGCAUAAAGUCUUUGCUGUGUAUGAAUGUGACUUCCAUACAAUUAAUGUCAAUAUUUAGUCUUGCGUACGUGGCACGGGAGGAUAAAGCCGAAUUAUUUCAUAGUAAUGCAUCUAUUAUUUUAUAUGCCGUUGAAAGUUUGGAAAAAGCGAUUAGUUCUAGGAAAACAAAAUGUGACGAUGAAUGGACUGCCUACGAAUUAGCAAAGGGAAUAGGAAGGUUAGCUGUAAACGACUCUAACAAGCAACUUUUAGUUGAAAAUGGUGCUGUAAUUCCCCUUUAUAAAUUAACCUUGUCCGAGGAUGACGAAGAAGCCUAUGAGGCAUGUGAAGCUCUUUUAAAUCUCGCUUUUGAUGAGGAAAUAAAACGGGAUAUAAACCAAGUCAAAGGGUUAAAAGAAAAUAUUAAGAAAUUAUCAAAAACUGAUAGACCUUGCCAUAAACCUGCUCAAGGUCUCCUCUGGGUUCUAAAUCAAGAAUACAGAGAUGAGCGUAAUCAGAAUAACCAAGAUACAUUACGUGCCACUAGACCUAUGCUAAAAAGCAUUGAGAGAGGAGGAGAAUGCAACAACCGCAGUCACAUUAUGAUCAGCUAUGAAUGGAGUCAUCAAAAGAUUGUUUUACAAAUUAAAGACUUUCUGGUUAGGCAUGGAUUUAAAAUUUGGAUUGAUCUAAUAAAUAUGCAAGGAUCUACAUUAGACGCAGUAGCCUGUGGAAUUGAACAGAGUUCUUUAGUAUUAUUGUGUUAUUCUGAAAACUACAAAAUAUCACCCUUCUGUAGAAUGGAAGCUGAGUACGUUGUAACCAAAAAAAAGAAAUUUUUACCUGUAAGAAUGGAUAAGAGUUAUAAACCUGACGGUUGGUUGGGAAUAAUUAUUGGAUCCAGGUUAUAUUACGAUUUCUCAGAAAUCAACACUCCCGGCCAUCUUAAGAAGUUUUUAAAAGAUAUUAAUGACAUAUGUAAAAAAAAAACUUUAAAAGCUUAUAUGAAAUUCAUUUUAAGCAUAUUCUCUCUAAUCUUCAUCUCUCUAUAUUUUCGUCUCUUUUGUUUCUCUUUCUACCUCUCUUUCUUUCUCUUUCUUCUUUCCUCUUCUCUCUCCUUCUCUUUCUGUAUCAUUUAUAAUCUGAUUUUUAGUUGUUACUUCUUAUACAGUAAAUCAGGAUCAUGAACCAGUUAAAGAAGAAAUAGCGUCUGAUGUCUCCAAGAAGAAUACUCACGCGGAUAACAAGAUAAAAGAAAAUAAUACUAACAAUUUCAACAAUCAAAUUGUAGCCUUAUCCAAGGAAAAGCUCUCUUUCUUAAAAAAUUUACGAAGAGAGGCUCCGGAAUAUUUUUAUAAGAAGAUUGAAAAUGAAUUUAAUCUUUCAAAUUUGAAUAAUCUAAUUGAUUUUAUGGUUGCAUUUAAUAAACUAUAAAUAAUACGUGAUGUAUUGAUAUAUUCUAUUAAAAUACAAUCUAAAAAUAAACAACCAAAUCAUACAAUAACCAAUGUCAAUACUUAAUUAACCAUAUCAUAGGAUCAACGAAAAAAAUGAUAAAGUGAGAUGGCAGAUAGGUAUGAAGAUGGAAGGGUUUAUAUAUCAUAGAAGAGAUAUUAUAUGUUUAUAUAUAUAGUAUACUACUAUAUAUAUAGCAUUGUGACUCAU
Molecule: messenger RNA, 2387 nt
Organism: Dimorphilus gyrociliatus
Lineage: Eukaryota; Metazoa; Annelida; Polychaeta; Dinophilidae
Source: the annotation of a GenBank genome assembly